CACAUAUGUGUUUGUGUGUGUGUUUCAUCUGAUCAACAUACUUGUCCUGAUGCAUUCGACAAAAAUUGACCUUCUUGAGCAUCAUGACAUCAAGUAAGUUAAUGCACAUAUGACAAGAGAAACACUGACCACAAGGCGCCUGUUUGAUUUCCGCCUUACCCAAGCGAGCAGUAGAUGGUGCUUCCUGUGCAAACCGCAGGUUAGUCACAUGAUCAAGCUUCCACGUUCAGCGCUUUGUUCCGCUUUACCUCUUCCAUGCAUCGGUAGGAAGUCGAUCGCUUACGCUUCAAAGUUAUUGAGGUGUAAACAAUGCUGAUGUCAAAAAUAUAGUUAAAAAAGAAGAACCAAGGAGGACGAAGACAGACGGACAAAGAUGGAAAUGCAGAGAGGGAAUCCUUCAUUGUUGGACAAGAGGCCGCAGGCAGUGGAGGCCAAUGGAGGAAGUCACCAGCCUUCGUCUCUUCCUGAACUUCGCUUGGUUUUACUAGGCCGCAAAGGUGCUGGGAAAAGCUCCGCUGGAAACACCAUCCUAGGCCUGGCGGGAGGGUUUGAGACAGGCAAACCGACCGAGGAGUGUGUGAAGAGGCGAGCCGACGUGGCAGGAAGGCGAGUUACGGUUGUGGAUACCCCAGGCUGGGAAUGGUACUAUUCAGUGAACGGGACUCCUGGUUGGGUGAGGAGAGAAGCGGCGGCGGAGCAUGUCCCUGUGUCCGCCAGGUCCCCACGCCGUGCUUCUAGUGGUGCGAUCCUGUGCCGGUGA
Molecule: messenger RNA, 760 nt
Organism: Puntigrus tetrazona (Sumatra barb)
Lineage: Eukaryota; Metazoa; Chordata; Actinopteri; Cypriniformes; Cyprinidae
Product: GTPase IMAP family member 4-like
Exons: 2
Coding region: 374-760 (128 amino acids)
Molecular function (GO): GTP binding
Source: RefSeq, a predicted model, not a curated record